AAACAAAUGGCCUCUUCUGUCGAAGCCCGAGGCUCUUGGAGUACUGUUGAAGAUGUUGUGUUGUGUGAGUGUUGGGUGAAAGUUAGUCAUUGCCCUAUAUCCGGCAAUGAGAUGAAGUUUUCUCAAAUGUGGAAAAAAAUUCAUGAAGAAUUUGUUGAAAGAUUCGGUUCGGGGCGCACGGAAAUGGCCUUAGCCUCCAGGUGGAAAAUUUUGAAUAAAGAGUUAGGCAAAUGGAGGGAUGCCUUGGCAAAAGCUAGGGAGAACCAUAGAAGCGGUCAAAAUCUUACCGAUGAGAUCGUACAAGCACAAAUGUGGUUCGGAGCGACGGGGCAAGGCAAAAAAACUUUCCAUAGUCACGAAUGUUGGGAAAUUGUGAAGAAUUGUUCGAGAUUCAAAAUCAUUUGCACUACUCUGCCGGUUAUGUUGAAUGAGACGCCGCUUCACGAUUCGUCGACAACCGAUUCGCCAUUGGACUCCCCAAUGGAUCAAGACUCACCACUCCCACGUGCGCCAAGACCUAUUGGGAGAAAGGCGGCAAAGGCAAAGAGAGGGAGCACUUCGAACAAUGAAUGUGCACAAUUUUUGGAGCAAAUGGCUAAGAAUAGUGCACUGAGACUUGAGAGAGAGUUGAAACGAGAAGAAAUGGACAAGGCACGACAAGAAGCAUUUUCAAUUCAAAGGGCGAAGGCAGAAGAACAAGACAUGGAGGAUAGAGAGAUGAAAAUCAUGUCCAUGGAUACCACCCAUAUGUCUCCUGACACAAAGUCAUACUGGAAAAUAAAACGAAGGGAUGUGAUGAGAAGAAAACUUUUCCAAGACGACGGACCUAGCAAUACGGAUUGGUUAAAUGAUGAAAACCAUUAGGUUGUAUUGAA
This is a messenger RNA of Prunus avium (sweet cherry), 875 nucleotides long. The record is from RefSeq and is a predicted model, not a curated record. NCBI's taxonomy places the organism in Eukaryota, Viridiplantae, Streptophyta, Magnoliopsida, Rosales, Rosaceae.